AUGGACGAGGCGCAGAAGACGUUCAACAAGGUGUUCCCCGUGAAUACUGCAGGAGCCGAUUUGCGCCCUGUCGUGCUCUUUGACGGUGUUUGCAUGUUUUGCAACCGUGGCAUUGACACUCUACUGGCCCUGGAUGUGAACAGGAAAAUCCGCGUGGCCCCCCUACAAAGCGAACUUGGCCGUGCGCUCAUGACGGUGUGCGGCCGUGAUCCGGAUGACCUUUCAUCCAUGCUGGUGGUGGAAGCCGAUAAAAGCCUUUUCUCUAAAUCUGAUGCGGCGAUUCGGAUUGCCGAAGUGGCGGCGCCCCAUCCCUUGCUGGGUGGGGCGCUGGAAAGAGCUGCGCGCUUGCUUCUACCACAGGAGAUGCGAGACGGGGCGUACGACACAGUAGCUGAGAACCGGUACAGCAUAUUGGGAAAGCGGGAGGAAUGUCGGCUGCCGGAUCCAGGGGAUGACCGCUUUAUCGCCUAA
Messenger RNA from Nannochloropsis gaditana CCMP526, 471 nucleotides. RefSeq lists its product as uncharacterized. Gene Ontology annotation, molecular function: protein-disulfide reductase activity. The record is from RefSeq and is a predicted model, not a curated record. Bases 1 to 471 code for a protein of 156 amino acids. The transcript has a single exon.